Scheffersomyces stipitis CBS 6054 is the source of this 864-nucleotide messenger RNA. RefSeq lists its product as uncharacterized. NCBI's taxonomy places the organism in Eukaryota, Fungi, Ascomycota, Pichiomycetes, Serinales, Debaryomycetaceae. The transcript has a single exon. The record is from RefSeq and is a predicted model, not a curated record. Bases 132 to 587 code for a protein of 151 amino acids.
CUUUUGUCUCAAAGACGUCUCAUAGCAUCAGCAGUCACUAGCACAGCUGCCCCACUAGCAUCGGAUUCAUUCCACACGAACAGAAGAAGUUUUCACUCUCUUUGCCAACGCCUCAAUAUAAAUACUUAAGCAUGUCUGACUUGGCCUUCAAUAACUACUGCUUGACUUGCGACAAGCUCUGUUCACAAAACUCGAUCUACUGUUCAGACGAAUGUAGAGCCGUAGACGAAUUCAACUCGUCCAACAUAAUAGCACAGAACACCCAGCACGAACUCGAAAGAACUUCUGUUUCAUCCAAUGAGGAAUUAGUUUCUCCUCUCUUGACUCCUUCGUUGUACCAGCACUACAACCAGCAGCAGAAUAUAGAUGUCAACAGUUCGCCUUUGCUUUUGUCGACGAACCACUCCACACAGGCUUCCAGAGACUUGGACUACUUUGACUUGAAUUACUCCGUCAAGUCCAAGACCAACUACGCCUUGUCUACUGCUACCACAGCAUCCACUUCAGGCACCGACUUGAUCUCUGCCGCUGUUGCGAUCCCCUCAACUUCCCACAACUAUAGAAAAUGGCUUACUGCGUGUCUUUAGCAACCAAAGCAGCUCACGAAGCAGCAACCAAACAACAGUAGCUAGCUACAGGGAAUAAAGGAAAAAAAGGGAAACAUAGGGGCAAUGUGACAGGAACCAUUGCCAACGGUAUUAAAAGUCAAAAAAAAGGUUCAUAUCAUUAUUUAUCAUCAGCAUACAAUCUGAUUACAUCAUUAUUUAUCUCGUACAAUUUAUGUAUUUGGUUUAAUAGAGCACCAAGUCGAAUCAUAUCAAAAGUAUUUAUAGUGGUAUAUAGCAGAUUAAUACAGGUUACCAG